CCUAACGAUCACCUUUAUACAUACAUCAUCAGAAUUAUCACAACAUGACGCUAUGGUCAACAUUGGCAGCCUUGGGUAUGGCAUUCGGUGCACCACUAAUCUACGCAGAUCAAGCAUGGAGUAUACAAAAACGGAGAAAUGCAGAAGGUUUCAGUAAAGAUGUUUGUGCAGUUUUAUUGAUCGCAAAUAUUUCACGUAUAUUCUUUUGGUUUGGUGAAAAGUAUGAAUUUGCACUGUUGUUACAAUCAAUCUUGAUGAUCGUUUCGCAAAUUUACUUGCUUUCGCUUCUGCUCAAAUUUAGACCGGGUUCUUUCGCUUCUUCGGCUUAUAGUGUCGCUUCGGGCGAUCGAGGUGGUAGCACGAGUACGACCGGCAGACCCAACAAUGCAUCCAAUAGCGCUCCCACUUCAGCCCAAAGCAGGACUGAGUUUUCAGCAGAUGACUCAUUCGAUGGUGAUGCGAACCAAUCUGGAAACAAAUCUUCCUCCUUUCCUACCUCAAUAGGAGGAUUAUUCGACACUUCUUCAGCAAACGGACGAUAUGCGCCGCUCUUCGGUCUAAAUAUGCCUGCUGCUCCUACACUCGAUGAAGAUGAGGAUGAAGAAGAUGUUGGAACAAGCAACACGCAAUCUGGACAAAAGCUACAAAGAGUGGGACGUAAAGCUGUCAAAUUCUUGCAAUCAGGCUUCAAACGUACGGAAGGUGCAACGAGAAAGGAUGGCUCUUCUGGUGGUAGAAUUUUUGGCUUUUGGACAUGGCCGGAUCUUUCUAGCUAUUUGUUAUUCUUGGCCGCUCUCAUCGUCUUCUUGGCCGUCUUGCAAGUGAUUCUUGGAAGGUUGUCUUCUUAUGUUUGGGUACUUGGUAUGUUUGCUUUAGGAUUAGAAGCCACUUUACCAGUUCCACAAGCAAUGACAAAUUAUUCACGCAAAUCACUUGGCGGUUUUCGAUUGAGCGUCUUGAUGGGAUGGGCAUUUGGAGAUGCUUUUAAGACGGUUUAUUUCCUAAUGCAAGGAUCCCCGAUUCAAUCCAUUAUUUCUGCACUGUUUGCACUUUCGGUAGAUGUGGUCAUUUGUGCACAAUUGUACCUCUAUCGUGAACAAACGGCAAAAGAUUGGGAAGAUAUGAGAUUGGAAGAAGCAGAAGCUUUAGAAGUGGAGAGACAACAACAAGCUCCCAUAGAAGAUGCACAGCCGAUCAGCAAUCAAAGAUCGAAGAGCAAUUCACAAUCUCAGCCAACUAGACCGAAGCCUACUGCUGGAAACAAGAGGAAUGCCUCACAGUCAAAUAAUGUGGCUGAAGAAGCUUCAAUGUUCCAGAUCGAGGCGGACGAUGAAGACGAAGACGAUGGAGAUAUGGGAAGAUCGAGAAGAUAAGGUUCAAUAUAGAUGAAAACUGCAAGCUCUUUAUGGAAUAAUAGCAUUAUAAUGUAAAAUUAAUGAAAAAGUGCAUCUUUAAUGAUCUCUUGAGUUA
Meira miltonrushii is the source of this 1470-nucleotide messenger RNA. RefSeq lists its product as uncharacterized. The coding region runs from base 45 to 1373 and encodes 442 amino acids. Lineage: Eukaryota; Fungi; Basidiomycota; Exobasidiomycetes; Exobasidiales; Brachybasidiaceae. Gene Ontology annotation, biological process: retrograde transport, endosome to Golgi; phospholipid translocation. The transcript has a single exon. The record is from RefSeq and is a predicted model, not a curated record. Gene Ontology annotation, cellular component: trans-Golgi network; endosome.